AAUGAUACUAGUGUAUCAGUCAGACGUCUGGACAGUUGUAGUUUUCAGCUUCAUCAUGUCUGGACUCCUGUUAUUUGUCAUCUUCGUGAUUUCCUCACCUGAGAUUCAAGGACAAGGUCAGAAACCAGAGAUGAGUGUUCAGCAUUUUGAUGGGGAAUAUGUUCUCAUCAUAUGCUCUCUGCCUGGAUCUGUGAAAAACGAUACAAGAUGUAAUCUGUACUUUGGAGAAGCAAGUCGUGCAGUCCUAAAUCAAACUGUGAAGAAGGAACGCAACAAAAAAGACCAGAGGUUCUGCCAGUUUUAUGUCUCCGUUGCUGAUUUUUUGAGACAUCUACUUCUUGUUCAACAAAAGGAUGCCAGCUGUGAUUACAGUUUGGAAAGUGAACCCAACUCUUUGUCACCUCAUAGUGAUCGAUACAACAUGCAGGAUAUUUUGGAGAAAGAAUCACCAACAACCAAAGUGAACUCACCAUGUACCAUGACCACAGCACUGAGUCUCAGCAAUCCCAGUGCUUCCAAUAAUACCACUCCUGUAACCCCACUAUCAGAAGUUCCAAAUCUUCAAAACCCUACCUCACAAAAGAAAAAGAAAACAUCAGCAGCAUCAAGAAUAACCACCACAAAGUCAACAUCUACCACAGCAAAACCGCAGCAAGAUUCUUCCCCCUCUACCACUGUGAACUCACCGUCUAAGUCAGCAGAAUCAAGUCUCACGACAGCCAGGGCUUCCACUUCUACCAGUACUGUGGACUCACCAUCAGAAGAAGUCUCAAGAAAGAUAAACACAAAAUCAUCAUUUACCUUGACCACAGCAGAAUCGAGUCUCAGCAGUUUCAGUGCUUCCACUUCUACCACUUCUGUCAUCUCACCAUCAGGAACGGGGACACUGACUGUUGUGCUGGUCGUCGUUGGUUCUGGUGUAACUGUGGGUGCCAUCUUAUUGGUACUGGCACUUUUCAGAUCUAAAAGAAGAACGGAAGGAUAUUCUCUAAAGAGGACAAGAACCAACAUCCAAGAUGACUUUGUGUGCAUGACAAAUAUUGACCCUGGAAGAAUGUUACCUGAAGGUGAUGAUGGAGCCUACAGUGUGAUCACUUCAAUACCCGGUGCCAGCUGUGCUACCGGUGCUGAGAAACUGAACAAACAAGAAAGGAAAGAGCAAGAUUCUGAUAUUUAUCAUCCAUACGCCACCAUCUCUGAGAAACCAGCUGCACCAGUCUCACAGGACAUGACCUACAGCAUGCUGCAGGCACAUUGAUGAUGCUUAUUAUUUUAUUUUCAGUAAUGUAAAUACCCACUGUUACUCUGUCAGUACUGGAAAUGUUUUCUGUUCCUUGAACAAACUGUACUCUGCAGAAGCUGCAAGUUAAGAUUGUAACCGUGUUUUUGUUCUAAUCAAUGUUAGCACAACAUUUUGAAAUUGGAUAUUUUUCGGUAUUGUAAGACAUUAAACACAGAGACAUACUUAUAUACAAACACAUGAUACGGUAUCAUGCACACAACCAAAGAUCCCAGAGGGACUAAAAGAGAAGUAAUGCACAUUAUGUCAUUCCAUAACCAGUUCACUUAAUCAAAAUAGACUGGUAAUGGGGCUGCAGUGUUUAUUUCAAUUCAACCCAGUUUUGUUUAUAUAGCACAAAAGCACAACAACAGUUACCUCAAGAUUAUCACUGUUACCUCAGAGCAUGAGGGUCCUGGAAUCCAAACCACCAGCCAGCUGGGCUUUUCUGUGUGGAGUUUGGAUGUUCUCACUGUGCUGGGUCGGUUCUCUCCAGGCUUCCUUCCAUACUUCAAAGACAUGCAUGGUGUUAGGUUAACUGGGGGAUUGAAAUUGGUCACACUGCAUAAAGGUUUUCCUGUCUUUAUGUGUUAGGGCCCCAUUAUAUCUGCCUUUCAUGUAUAUAAGACACUGUAGUCACUAUAUUUCUGCUAGUUAAUGUCAAAUUGCCAUCUGUGUUUAGCUCAAAAAUUUUGCACAGCAUUUUUCCUGAAACUAUUUUUUCUUGUAUACAGGGAGUGCAGAAUUAUUAGGCAAAUGAGUAUUUUGUCCACAUCAUCCUCUUCAUGCAUGUUGUCUUACUCCAAGCUGUAUAGGCUCGAAAGCCUACUACCAAUUAAGCAUA
Oreochromis aureus is the source of this 2123-nucleotide messenger RNA. Its product is annotated as cell wall protein DAN4-like. The transcript is spliced from 18 exons. Lineage: Eukaryota; Metazoa; Chordata; Actinopteri; Cichliformes; Cichlidae. The record is from RefSeq and is a predicted model, not a curated record. Bases 2 to 1258 code for a protein of 418 amino acids.